UUUUUGAGACAUCCUAGCUUUUUUUCGUUCUUCUUUCCUUGUGUAUCACAAUGUCACCCAGUAUUAGAACCACAACUACCACUACCACCACUACUGCUACUUCCUCCCGUGCUGCCGCCGCUGUGCCCAUCGACGACGAAUGGUUUGGCGAUCAAGUGCACGAUUGGAAUGAGAUUCGCCACCUAGUCUCCAACAACAAAGUCCAACAACUUCGACGCAACCGUGAGGGCCAACGGGUGUAUCGUCACUGGACCGAGACCACGCUAUCGAAAUACAAGGACAUUGAGGACUUUUUGUUGUCCGAAAAGCUCCAUUUCCCAACCGAGGAACCAGCAGAUCCAACGCGUCCACACUAUAUUGUGCUUCCCAACGACUUUCCUUAUUCCACCGAGCCAGGCACCAAGCAUGUCUUGAUAUGGUCUCAAAAGCCAUUGAGCGAGCCUUACGUCAGGGAGAUCCUCGAGUCGCAUUACGGCAGCAACAACUGGGAAUGGGUCUAUUUUGUAAAUCCUCCGGAAACUCAGAGUGUAAAGCGAUUGCCACAUGUACACGUGUUUAUGCGUCCUCGCACCGCCAACAACGCCAACGCCAACGCUACCGCCGCUGCCACGGCAGACAAGAAAUAACAAUUGCCACUCUUUGUUUUUUUUUUCCUUUGUUUCGUUGUUAGAGAAAAACAGGCAUGCAUUUCUGCCGUAUACUCAUAUAUCCUACUACUAUAUUUUUUGUCGUUCUACCCCCAUCAACAACAACUUACCCACUAUGUCUCUUUGUUUUUGCCAUUUCAUUUAAAUCAAUAAAAAACACCUGUCACUAUAUCCACCAGUUCUACCUGCUGCCAUGAAUUGAUGAUGAUGUGUGAUGGCUCUUUAU
Molecule: messenger RNA, 873 nt
Organism: Zychaea mexicana
Lineage: Eukaryota; Fungi; Mucoromycota; Mucoromycetes; Mucorales; Lichtheimiaceae
Exons: 2
Coding region: 51-626 (191 amino acids)
Biological process (GO): N-acetylglucosamine metabolic process
Cellular component (GO): cytoplasm
Source: RefSeq, a predicted model, not a curated record